AUGAAACUCACACUCAAUUGGACACUCUACUUGAUUUCUUUGUCAAGCCUAUUUGCCUCUUUAUGCACGGCUGAUCCACACGGAGAACUCGAUGAGUGUCGAAAGGCAUGCUCCGACUUUAUCCCACAAAUACAAAAGUUUGCACAUGGAGAGGCUCACCCACGAGAAGAGUAUGAAAAUGUUAUCAAGUAUGCUUGGACCACCUGUCAAUACAAGUGUUAUAAAUGUGCAUUAAACGAUGGUAUACGUGUCAUGAAGGGUCUCUCCGGUAUCUUUUACACCUUGAAAAAGGAACCGCCUUACGAUCAAAAGUAUACCAAUUCAUUGACUCGGACGUUGGAAAACACGACCUCCGAUUGUUAUAAUCGAUGGGAUGCUGCGAAUCAAGCUGGUGAUACCACAUCCAUAUUUUUAUAG
Messenger RNA from Mucor mucedo, 417 nucleotides. RefSeq lists its product as uncharacterized. The transcript has a single exon. The record is from RefSeq and is a predicted model, not a curated record. Bases 1 to 417 code for a protein of 138 amino acids. NCBI's taxonomy places the organism in Eukaryota, Fungi, Mucoromycota, Mucoromycetes, Mucorales, Mucoraceae.